Molecule: messenger RNA, 2274 nt
Organism: Triplophysa rosa
Lineage: Eukaryota; Metazoa; Chordata; Actinopteri; Cypriniformes; Nemacheilidae
Gene: rp2
Product: RP2 activator of ARL3 GTPase
Exons: 5
Coding region: 219-1349 (376 amino acids)
Biological process (GO): post-Golgi vesicle-mediated transport
Cellular component (GO): cilium; periciliary membrane compartment
Molecular function (GO): GTPase activator activity
Source: RefSeq, a predicted model, not a curated record
GCCUAACCGAUUGGCUGACUCGCGGGUCAAGGAAACGGGAAGCACGCAGGUUGCGUGCCGUGUACUUGAGUAAUUUCUGGGGAGGGUUAGAGACAUCUGCUGCUGUUGCGGACCGAGAGUAUUUCACAAACGCGUGGCAUUUACGACAGGAGGAGCGCGCUGACACAUCGCUGAAUAUUUGCGCGUACAUUUCGAGACUCGCCCUAUUGACUUCAUAAAUGGGGUGCUUCUUUUCCAAAAAACCGAGGAGAAAAUCUCCUGAAAAGGACAGUGUCUUGCCCGCUGGGGACGAGAGCGCUACGGGCAGUGACCUACCCGAAACUAACAACACUGCGCUCGGCAGCAACAGCAACCAAGAGGCUCCAAAGCAAUACAGCUGGGACAAACGAGAAAAGGUUGAUCCCAAGGACUUCAUGCUGACAGGCCUCAAGAAUGAAACCGUGGGUCGAUUACCAGGCAAACUCAACGGCCAGCAGUUUGUCAUUCAGGACUGUGAGAAUUGUAACAUCUAUGUUUUUGACCAUUCGGCAACUAUAACCAUCGAUGACUGUGUGAACUGCCGCAUAGUGUUAGGCCCUGUCAAAGGCAGCGUAUUCUUCAGAGACUGCAAGGAAAUCAAGUGUGUGGUGGCUUGCCAGCAGUUCCGCACCAGAGACUGCAAGAAAAUGGACAUCUUUCUGUGCUGCGCCACCCAGCCCAUCAUCGAGUCGUCUACGGGCAUGAAGUUUGGCUGUUUCCAGUACUACUACCCUGAGCUGGCUUUCCACUUUAAAGACGCAGGCCUCAGCAUUUUCAACAACAACUGGAGCAAUAUUCACGAUUUUACACCUGUCUCUGGAGAGACCAACUGGAGUCUCCUGCCCGAGGAUGCUUCUGUCUUGGAGCAUGUGCCUCUACCGGAUUCUGAAUCUGAAUUCAAGUCUGUGAGAAUCUCUACUGAAGCAAGCCGUAGCAUUGUUCCCUUGACCAAAGGAGGCCGGCGUAAAGAGAGCGAAGAGUCCUGCCUGUUUGUGUUCUUUGCUGGAGACUACACCACGGCAAAUGCCCGCAAGCUUAUUGAUGAGGCAACUUCAAAAGAUAUGGUCCUCAUUCAAACCAAAGAGGUUUCCAUGCGCCCUGAAGAUGUGAACCGAGUGUUCCAGAAUAGCGCUGAAGGCCUCACUGAGUGGAUCACCAAAGGAUCUGUGGUAGCCCUUGAGCUAAAUGGAGAUGGCGUGGUGGAGGCAUGCCGAGCCAUGGCUGACGAAAUGUUCAAUGGGACUAAGGUGUUUGUUUCUGAGAGCAAAAGUACGUCCUCGCAUGACGUUGACAACUUUUUCAACUUUGCUGACAUGCAGAUGGGACUUUGAAACUGAGGGUCAUCUCACCUUGAUGUGGGUUUCUAUUUGUAUAUUUUGUAAUUUCAGUGUUGUGAAUUGGAAUUACUUUUAGUAAGGCAUAACACUGAUGGCAAGCCAGAGUUCUCUAAAUAGUUUGAGGGGUUACAACCACUCUUUACUUUUCCAUACAAUUUGUAUUUUUCUGUGUGACGAAUAUUUUUUUCUAUUUUCAUAAUGUUAUAAUGGCAUGUAAUCAAUCAGGUCAUUUGAAUGAAACCAGGAAGGCAAGUGCCUUUAGAUGGAGAAUCAGCUCCAACAGAACUGGAAUGUUGGAGUCUAAUCAAACAUUGGCUGUGGACACUUUUGUCAUUUAUGCUGAAAACCGUACAAUUGAUUAUAAAGAUAUUUAUUGAAUUGUUUUAUGAAUGUAUAGGAAAUAGAGUUUUACCUUGAUUUGUUUGUAUCCAUGUCUCCAUUACAUAUCUGUAUAACUGAUUAAUGUAUACCGGAUAGAUGUAAAAUUUGUUAUAGUUGUUGUAUAAUGUUGUAAAUGUCACAUGCCAGAAAACAUUAAUUGUCCUGAAUUAGAUUUUGUAUCUACAGUAUAUUAAUGUGUUAGAUUAGGUUGCACGUAGUCAUGUAUUUCAUUUUGUUAUAAUAGCAUGACUUUGACCAACCUUUUGUGUUCGAUAUGUAAUGUUUUUGUUUCAGUAUUUUUUUAUUAUAAACCCACAAAUGACACUCAAAAGAAUUUAAAUAGAAACCGAUACAUUUACUUAUCAAAUUGAAAUGAACAUUCUACAGGAGAUUUAGUUGUACACUUCUAUUUUUGUAGAAAUGUUUUUUGCUGUGACCAAAUUUGUACUUUUAAGAUAACCACAGUGUACUUUUUAUUUGUGAGAGACAAUUUUUUUAGAAUUUAAUCUAAGCUGUGAUUUGUCAAUACAUUCAUUUG